CGGGGGCUGCGCGCGACGCGGGCUGGGCGCAGGCUGCGGGCGCGCGGCGCCGGGAUGCCGAGCCUUCGGCUGCUGGUGCUCUUCGGCAGCCAGACAGGCACAGCCCAAGAUGUGGCGGAGAGGCUGGGCCGCGAAGCCCGGCGCCGGCGGCUGGCGUGCCGCGUGCAGGACCUGGACUCUUACGCCGUGGCCGACCUGAUUAGGGAGCCGCUGGUGAUAUUUGUUUGUGCGACUGCGGGCCAAGGAGAGCCCCCCGACAACAUGAGGAAUUUCUGGAGGUUCAUAUUCCGGAAGAACCUGCUGGCCACCUCCCUCUGUCAGCUGGACUUUGCCGUCCUGGGCCUCGGGGACUCGUCCUACGCCAAGUUCAAUUUUGUGGCCAAGAAGCUGCACCGCCGGCUGCUGCAGCUCGGGGGCAGCGCCCUCCUGCCCGCAUGCCUGGGCGAUGAGCAGCAUGAGCUGGGGCCCGAUGCUGCCAUUGACCCCUGGCUGGUGGCCCUGUGGGAGAAGGUGCUGGGCCUGUAUCCAGUGCCCGCGGAGCUCACUGAGAUCCCCCGUGGAGUCCCCUUGCCUUCCACGUUCACCCUUCAGCUCUUCCAGGAUGUUCCCAACACGGUCCCCCAGGAGUUGACUGUGUCCAGCCUGGACCCUCAUCAGCCCCCAUCAGAGUCACAGCCCUUCCUGGCACCCAUGGUCACCAAUGAGAGGGUUACGGGCCCCUCACACUUCCAGGAUGUGAGGCUGAUUGAGUUUGACAUCACUGGCUCUGGCAUCAGCUUCGUGGCUGGCGAUGUGGUACUGAUUCAGCCAUCCAACUCGGCUACCCAUGCCCAGCAGUUCUGCCAGGUGCUGGGCCUGGACCCUGACCAGUGGUUCACACUGCAGCCCCGGGAGCCAGGUGUGUCCUCUCCACCAGGGCUACCCCAGCCUUGUUCCGUGUGGCACCUUGUGACCCAGUACCUGGACAUUGCCAGCGUGCCCCGCCGCUCUUUCUUUGAGCUCCUGGCCUGCCUGUCUCCACAUGAGCUGGAGCGAGAGAAGCUGCUGGAGCUCAGCUCAACCACAGGCCAGGAGGCCCUGUGUGAAUAUUGUAGCCGGCCCCGCAGAACCAUCCUGGAGGUGCUGUGUGACUUCCCACACUCCGCGGGUGCCAUCCCCGCAGACUACCUGCUGGACCUCAUUCCACGGAUCCGACCAAGAGCCUUCUCCAUUGCCUCUUCCCUGCUGACUCAUCCCAACAGGCUACAGAUCCUCAUGGCUGUGGUGCAGUACCAAACCCGCCUCAGGGAGCCCCGCCGGGGCCUCUGCUCCUCCUGGCUGGCCUCUCUGAAUCCUGGACAAGGAUCUGUCCAGGUGCCCCUAUGGGUGCGGCCAGGCAGCCUGGCCUUCCCAGAGUCCCCAGACACACCCGUGAUCAUGGUGGGGCCUGGCACUGGCGUGGCCCCCUUCCGAGCUGCCAUCCAGGAGCGUGUGGCCCAGGGCAAGACUGGUGAGUGCAGGGAUCCCAGGCUGGGUGGCCCGGAGGCUUGUUCCUGGGACCCCAGCUGGCUGUGUCCAGCUGGAGUCCACCCUACACUCCCAGGAAACUUCCUGUUUUUUGGCUGCCGCUGGCGGGACCAGGAUUUCUACUGGGAGGCUGAAUGGCAGGAACUGGAAAAGCGAGGCUGCCUGACGCUCAUCACAGCCUUCUCUCGGGAGCAGGACCAGAAGGUGUACGUGCAGCACCGGCUCCAGGAGCUGGGGCCGCUUGUCUGGGAGCUGCUGGACCGCCGCGGUGCUUGCUUCUACCUGGCAGGCAACGCCAAGUUCAUGCCAGCAGAUGUCACAGAGGCCCUGACAUCCCUCUUCCAGCAGCACGGUGGGCUCUCCAGCCCUGAUGCCGCCGCUUACCUUGACAGGCUCCAGCGAACGCUACGCUUCCAGGUGGAGACCUGGGCCUGAGGGGCCACCUGCGGGUCCAGGUCCAUGGGAGAGUCUGGGGGCGCCCUUGUAAAGGAACACCACAUGCCCUGUCCUUUUCACACGCUCGGUCGGGGCCUGUCAGCCUUGACACUGUAACCUGUUCUGCUAGCAGCUCUGGGGACACCCUGCCCUGCCCUUGUCCCACCUUGUUGGCCUGGCCUGUGUCCCCUCUGGCGCAGGAUCCUACUGUCUGCUCCAGGGGCUUCCCAGUGUCCCCCAUGACAGCCUGAGGGGCCAUGCAGCACCCAUAGGGUCAAGCUUAGGCCAGAGGCUCCCAGGACCCCCCUCCCCCAGCCUCCUGAACAGGGUGAAGGCCUGGCCUUUUCUCCUGUCCCAGUAGCAUGGCAGUAAACAUGGAUCCUGGA
This is a messenger RNA of Octodon degus (degu), 2327 nucleotides long. It is a transcript of the gene Ndor1, whose product is annotated as NADPH dependent diflavin oxidoreductase 1. The record is from RefSeq and is a predicted model, not a curated record. Gene Ontology annotation, molecular function: NADPH-hemoprotein reductase activity; flavin adenine dinucleotide binding; FMN binding. The transcript is spliced from 14 exons. Bases 55 to 1941 code for a protein of 628 amino acids. Lineage: Eukaryota; Metazoa; Chordata; Mammalia; Rodentia; Octodontidae. Gene Ontology annotation, cellular component: cytosol.